Alternaria atra is the source of this 477-nucleotide messenger RNA. RefSeq lists its product as uncharacterized. NCBI's taxonomy places the organism in Eukaryota, Fungi, Ascomycota, Dothideomycetes, Pleosporales, Pleosporaceae. The record is from RefSeq and is a predicted model, not a curated record. The coding region runs from base 1 to 477 and encodes 158 amino acids. The transcript has a single exon.
AUGAAGUCCAUAGCAUUCCUCUUCGCACUCUCAACCCUCUUCCUCUCAACUACAAACGCACAAGUUCACCCACGCAUCCACCGCCGCUGCGCAUCCAACCACACCGUCUCAGCCACUGCCUCAGCGGGUCUACCACCAACAACGCUAUCCACAUCCUUUAUGCUCGCCUCAACACCAUCACCCCUACCAUCAACCCUCGCAACCUCCGUGUCCGCCUCGCCAUCUCCACCAGCGGCCUCCUCCGCUACAGCAUCCUCACCAGCCACGCCGUCCACCUCCGCAGGCGCAGGUACCGGAAGACAAGUUACGAUCAAUCCGGGCGAUACACUAGAGAAAAUUGCUGCGGCGAACGGAGCGGGGAUUUGCGAUAUUGUAAAGGCGAAUGGAAUUCAGGAUCCGAAUCUGAUUUUGACGGGAGACAUGUUGACGAUUCCUGUUGUGCGGGGGCAGAAGGAUGAUAAGAGUUGUUUGCCUUGA